Messenger RNA from Medicago truncatula (barrel medic), 2115 nucleotides. Its product is annotated as glycine-rich RNA-binding protein 4, mitochondrial. Bases 70 to 558 code for a protein of 162 amino acids. Gene Ontology annotation, biological process: mRNA splicing, via spliceosome. The record is from RefSeq and is a predicted model, not a curated record. NCBI's taxonomy places the organism in Eukaryota, Viridiplantae, Streptophyta, Magnoliopsida, Fabales, Fabaceae. The transcript is spliced from 5 exons. Gene Ontology annotation, cellular component: U2 snRNP; precatalytic spliceosome; catalytic step 2 spliceosome. Gene Ontology annotation, molecular function: RNA binding.
CCAACCCUAUUGCACUUGCACAUUCUCUUUUAUCAUUUGACAUAGUGAAAGUGUUGUGUUCAAAAUCUAAUGGCACUUGUUGUUGGUAGUAGUACUAUAUGCAAACCCCAAAUUGGAUUCCUUCAUCUGUCUGGGAAUUUGAAGAAACAAUCCGUAUCGGAAAUCUCAUUUCCAACUCUUUCACUUUCAAUUUCUACUACCUCCACUCGCUAUGCACCUUCUCCAUCGUUUUGCUCCACCUCCUCUGAAUCUUCUGUCGAAUGUAAUAUGCCUUCUUCAACCAAAAUCUUCAUCAAAGGGCUUCCUCUUUCAACCACUGAAUUGCAUUUAACUAAAGUGUUUUCAAUGUUCGGUGAAGUUACUCAAGUCAAGCUUUUGAUAGAUAAAAAAACUGGGCAGUCUCUAGGAUUUGCAUAUAUUUGGUUUGUCGAGGAAGAUUCUGCACAAUCAGCUGCAAAAGAGAUGAAUGGAAAGUUGUUUUAUGGCAGGUUUAUUUAUGUUACAAUUGCAAAGCCUGGAUCAUCAAAAAGUUUGAAGAGAAAAGCCUACAAAUUUUAAUUGACAUGGACUCUGUCUCUAUGAACCACUCUAGUAACUAGUAAGCAUGCAAUACAUGUAAAAUGCAGCUUAAUUAUGAAUUUUAGCAUUCUGCCUAGGGGGUUCGUUUUGGUAAAUGAUAGUUUUGUAUGCACUAACAAUAACAAUAAUAAUACUAAUAUGCUACCUUUUGAUCUAAAAGUGGCAAUCACUGACGGUGACAAGUGAUAAUAUGCAAUGCAAACAGUAUUAGAUGAUUUGUGAUCUAUAUUGAGCAGUGUAUACUCUGAAAUCCGUUUGAAACUUCACCUUUCCUCCUUCUGUCUUUUAUAACCACUGUUGACUCUGUCUGUCUCAAUGUGGUUACUAUAACUGUCUAGUUUGUUAAGCCCUUGAAACCUAAGGGUGCUGAUUUGUGCCAAUAUAGGGGAUUUGUGUUAGAAAUACAUUAAAAAAUUUCUAAUAUUUCAGCUGAAAAAUAUAACAAUCUAGAAGCAAACUAGAAUGUGUAGCUUACUAGCUUUUGUUAAAUAUUUUAUAGGAAGAGCGCAGACAAAAAGCUCUAUGAAUAAGACUAUGAUUGCUUAGAUAAAUCGGAAAGUUUUAUCUUAUUUGACUAGCUUAUAACUUAUAAGUAUGUUUAGAUGUAUUUGAUAUCAGAGUUUAUCUGAGUUGCUUGUAACAUUUCUUGAUAAGAUACUUCAAGUAGCUUUGAAACUUAUGACUUACCACUAGAGUGAAGAUUCAUUCUAGUCCUUAAAAAACUGAGACUCGGUUUGGUUCCUCACAAUAAAAAAUACAACUUUUAGUCCCUCACAACCGAGACACUUUAGUCCCUAACAAAACCUCCAUAACAAAUUUUGAUUCUUUUUGCUGAUAUGUAAUGUUUUCAUUCACGCUGUUAGUCCAGCAUGUCACAAUGUUGCCUACAUGUGAUGUGAUCAAAUUAAUGGACACUAUGGUCUUUGAUAAUAAUUGAAAAGAGACAUUUAGUUCUUAUACAUGAUUUCUAAAACAAGUCCUUAUACAUGAUUGGAAACACAGGCUCUGAUGGUGCCUUCAUUAUCAAGACAGCUUUCAAAGCCAUUAGGAUUUCUCAACACGAAGUUAGUUGAUUACCCCCACAACAACCUAUGAAGAGAUUUAGAAUUGGCAGGUUCCGAAAAUAUACAAGUAUCACUUGUGGAAAGUUAUAAAAGACAAGAUUCUCACAAAUGAUACUAGACAUAAUAGAGGUAUGUCCGCUACUAAUGUGUGUCCUAAAUGUCGUCAUAAGUAUUUCAAAACAACCAUGCAAUUGUUGCGGGACUACGAGGAAAUAAAGGAGUUUUGGAAUAAUCUUAUUGAUGAAGAGGAGUGCAACACUUUUUAUAGUAGAGGUUUGCAUAACUGGAUGCUGUUCAACUUAUCUUCUACCUAGUGUAGUGAAAACAAGGUUAUGUGGCAUUUAAUUUUUGGUAUAGCUCUUCAUAUUAUUUGGAAAGCAAGGAACAUGUUGCUUUCUCUUAUCAACAAUCUGAUUUCAGGAACAUGUGGUUCAACGUUGCAUAUAUUCCAUGCAGAUUUUUAAUCUUCUUC